GAAAGUUCCGCCGCUACGCCAUGGCGACGCAUUUGGCGAAGCCGUCCUAUAGUGAGCGUUAUCGCGACGACACCCACGAGUUCCGGCACGUCAUACUCGACAAAGAGGUCGGUCCGACAAUGAUGGAUCUGGCAAGAGAAGGCCAAUGGCUGGAUGGCUGGCUGGCUGGCUGGAUGGUGGUUCUUUCUUCGCAGACCAAGAAGAUCUAUGACGAGUGCAUCCGCGAGAAACGGAAGAACGGCGAGGACGAACUCCUGGUAUGUAAGCCACAGCUGGGGAAAUGCCCACGGUCAUCCAUCCAAUGUCAUCCAAUGGCACAUCCAUCAUUCGUCGCUUUCCCUGGUGUGUGCAGACGGAGAAGGAGUGGCGUGAGGUGCUGCACCUCACACAGUCCAGCGGCUGGCGCCACUACGGCAUAUACAAGUGGGUAGAUCUCCAUCCAUCCCACGCACCUGCAUUGCAAUGCAUUCGCAUCACAUCUGUGGCAGUGGAUGGAUGGAUGCUCUGUGUCUGCCUCCCGGUGUGCGCAGGCCGGAGCCGCACAUUUUGUUGUUCAAGCGCCCCCGCACCGACAAGUGAGUGGGGAGGGGCCGGAGCAUGAUGCUGCCUGCCAGCGAGGCGAGGCGCGGCGCAGCAGCAGCAGUAGACGCGAUAUAUAGAUGGAUGGAUGGGUGGGGAAUGCAUUGAAUCGAUGGACGGGACCGACCAAUGGUGUAUACCUAACUGGCAUGAUCCAUGACAGACAGACGCGUGUAUGUGUGUGCCAACCAUGGACACGACAUGACACUCGUGCGUGCAAGAGCGACAAGUCAAGAAUAUCCUUUGCCCUGGGCCGGCCAUUAUUCUCUUGAUUUUCAUUUUCGACCGUCCGGUCCGCUGUGUCCUGUCUGUCUGUCCACCAACCAUCAUCUCUUGUCUGUCUGUCCGUCUUUCUGGCCUGUCCUUCCCCCCGUC
Messenger RNA from Vitrella brassicaformis, 954 nucleotides. NCBI's taxonomy places the organism in Eukaryota, Vitrellaceae. The record is from the annotation of a GenBank genome assembly.